Molecule: messenger RNA, 333 nt
Organism: Dibothriocephalus latus
Lineage: Eukaryota; Metazoa; Platyhelminthes; Cestoda; Diphyllobothriidea; Diphyllobothriidae
Source: the annotation of a GenBank genome assembly
GUGUUUCUUGUCGUGGCAUUGGGUCUUUCGGUUUCAUUAUCUGACGUCUUAUGGUUACCUCUGGCCUGUGUGCGACUCCAAAUCCAAGUGAUCAGUGUUGAUGGAGCCAAAGCUGUUAUUGCCGAGGAGCCGCCGGACUUGCCUCAUGGCGAACAUUGUGCUGAUCCCCUACCCCGUGUUUCCCCACCUCCGCUAGCUCCUGCUCCACCUUCCCUACCCGUUCUUACCCCCACCAUCCCCGAUCCUGACUCUUCUGAUGUCAUUGACAUUCACACUUCGUGUAGUGGUCGGCGAGUCCAUUUUCCCGAUCUUUUUAUAACUCAGGUGUUUUAA